AAAUGACAUCAGUUGAAGUUUGCUGCAGAUGUAUGUUUGAUGUGCUUAGGAUCAAAUGACAUGGAGUGGAAGUUUGCUGCACAUAAGCUUUUUGCUGAUUUAUAGGAUAAUUUAAGUAGAUGGUAUUGUUUGUUUGUUGCACAUAAGUCUUUGAUUUGAAUUGUGUGUUUAGGAUCAAAUGACUUUGACUGGUACUUGAGUGUGUUUAGGAUCAAAUGUAACAUUUGAACAAGGGUUCUCCCACUUGAGUGUGUUUAGGAUCAGUUGUAGCAUUUGAACAACUUGAUCAGGGUACAAUAGGAUUUAGGCUAAAGUUCAAUUGCAUAAUGUUACUUUGUUAUUAAUAGAACAGGGAUGUUACAGACAGUUUGCUUUGCACAAUAGGAAUUAGACUAAAGUUCAAACAUGUGUAAUUUUGGUAGGCAUUGCUUUACCUGUUUAACCAGAAUAAAUGGUCAAACAUGUUUAAUCGAAGGUAGUUCAACUUCUGAAAGUAAAAGCCACUUGAAGUUAUGAAGGUCAAUCACCAUUCUAGUUCUAAAAUUCAAACCCGUUUCAAGUUCUAAACCUUAUUAUUUGAACAUGUAACUUCUUAAACCGAGUUUACUUAAAUUGUGUAACAAUUUGUUAAAAUACUAAUUACAACUUGUUUAUAGGUAGAUAUUGUUUAGUAGACGUGGGCUUACCUCAUACCGAUACCCUAAUGGCACCAUAUAGAGGUGUUAGGUAUCAUUUGAAAGAGUACUCCACUCGUCCCACUCUGAAUGCAAAGGAGUUGUUUAACCUUCGUCAUGCAUCAUUACACAAUGCAAUUGAACGAGCAUUUGAGGAAGAUCGUGACAAAGAUCUUGAAGAUGAGGUCAUACAAGAGGUGUUAUUAGGACCACAAGAAGAAGAACGCCAACGAACAAGAGACAUCCGUGAGGGAAGUACUAGAGCCGAACAACUAAGGAACUCAAUUGCAAAUGAAAUGUGGACUAAUUAUAUGACUUAUCCAAACAAUGAAAUUGAUAUGUCAAAGUAG
Helianthus annuus (common sunflower) is the source of this 1024-nucleotide messenger RNA. RefSeq lists its product as uncharacterized. NCBI's taxonomy places the organism in Eukaryota, Viridiplantae, Streptophyta, Magnoliopsida, Asterales, Asteraceae. Bases 704 to 1024 code for a protein of 106 amino acids. The transcript has 2 exons. The record is from RefSeq and is a predicted model, not a curated record.